AUGGACAAUAAAGACAAAGAUGAAGUUUGUGUCGCCCCUUCCAAAAACGAACCCACCCAAGUUCCUGUAUCGCAUUCCAAGGCCAUCGAGUUUCUAGCCAACCAUUCGGCCGAGGCAAUUAGUUUCACAUACGAAGAGGAGAAAGCUGUUGUCCGACGUAUCGACAAACGUGUCCUAGUUUUGGUGCUGUGGGCAUACUUUUUCCAGCAACUGGAUAAAAGUUCAUUGAGCUAUGUAUCUAUCUUCGGUCUCAGUGAUGAUGCUCACUUGGUCGGCCUUCAAUACUCGUGGCUUGGAUCUAUUCUCUACCUCGCUCAACUUGUCAUGCAGCCUCUCGUGGCUUUGAUCCUCGUGAAGCUUCCAGCAGGCAAGGUUUUGGGAUCGGCCGUGCUUCUCUGGGGCUCUGCGCUAUCAAUAAUGGCGGCUUGUACAAAUUUCCCAUCAUUACUCGGCAUGCGGUUUGUUCUCGGCUCCUUCGAGGCAUUCAUCGCUCCCUGUUGCGUUGCCAUCACACAGAUGUGGUGGCGUCGGAGCGAACAAACUAUGCGUGUUAGCUAUUGGAAUGCGAUGAACGGUGUUACCUCUAUCAUUGGUAGCUUGGUAACUUAUGGUCUUGGACAUAUCAGCAGCACCACUAUUUACCGAUAUCAAACUAUCUUUCUGUUCUGUGGGUUACUCACAGUACUAUACGCUUUUUUGAUCUUUUGGUUUAUGCCCGACUCGCCAAUUGAAGCCAAGUGCUUGAAUGAGAGGGAAAGAAUUAUUGCCACAGAGCGACUACGGGCCAACCAAAUGGGUAUUUCUGACCAUGAAUGGCGCUGGGACCAUGUUUUGGAGACAUUCUUGGAUUUGAAGACAUGGUGCUGGUUCUUCGCUAUUAUUGCUAUCUCUAUUGCGAGUGGAGGUAUUGGAACAUUUGGCUCCCUCAUCGUCAAGUCCUUUGGUUUCAACAGCUUUCAGACUAUUCUGUUCAAUAUCCCAUUUGGAGUUGUUCAGGUCAUCUCCAUUAUUGGUGCUGCAUGGAUAGCUACCAAGACCCAACGUAAAGGCCUUGUUAUUGCUGGCCUUAGCGUUCUACCUACAAUUGGAGCUAUUCUGAUGCUUACCGUUCCACGGUCCCAAAAGGGAGUUCUACUGUUUGGAUAUUAUCUGGUAUCCUGUCUGGCAGGAAUCACUCCCAUGCUAUACGCAUGGCAAGCGCAGAACACUGCAGGUGAUACAAAGAAAAAGUGCACGUCCGGCAUUGUUUUUGUUGGCAUGUGCACUGGUAAUGUGAUUGGACCACUUCUUUACUCUACCGAUGAGGCGCCUCUGUACCGAACAGGCCUCAUCGCAGAUCUUGCUAUGUUUGUCACUGUUGGGGUGAUUUGCGGACUAACCCCAUUUUAUCUCGCUUACCUCAACAAGAAGCAUGAGAAGAAACGUAUUGAACUGGGAAAAUCAGGUCGUCUGCCCGAUAUGUCUAUGAUUAAUAAGGAAAAGCUCUGGGAAAGUAAAGCAGUGGAAGUUGAGGAUGUUCAGGACCAACGCGCUGCGGUUGAGAACGACAAGGGACUCCUUGACGUCACUGACUUGAAGAAUGAGGAUUUCAUAUACGUAUACUAG
Molecule: messenger RNA, 1605 nt
Organism: Penicillium malachiteum
Lineage: Eukaryota; Fungi; Ascomycota; Eurotiomycetes; Eurotiales; Aspergillaceae
Exons: 5
Coding region: 1-1605 (534 amino acids)
Biological process (GO): transmembrane transport
Cellular component (GO): membrane
Molecular function (GO): transmembrane transporter activity
Source: RefSeq, a predicted model, not a curated record